Messenger RNA from Pestalotiopsis fici W106-1, 2229 nucleotides. RefSeq lists its product as uncharacterized. The transcript is spliced from 2 exons. The coding region runs from base 1 to 2229 and encodes 742 amino acids. The record is from RefSeq and is a predicted model, not a curated record. Gene Ontology annotation, biological process: fungal-type cell wall biogenesis; transmembrane transport. Lineage: Eukaryota; Fungi; Ascomycota; Sordariomycetes; Amphisphaeriales; Sporocadaceae.
AUGCCACGCUCAGGUUGGACAACAUGGCGGGCGGCCGCCUUGGCCUCGAUGUUUGCAGUUGGCGCACUCGGCGACCAAAUUCUGACAACCAGCAGUUUCACUAAUUGCAAUGCAUCAUCAGACAUUGUGGUGAACAACGUGGAUAUUUCCUACAACCAGGACCAAAAGUCUGUCACGUUUGACGUGUCGGGAACCAGCAACAAGGUGCAGAAUGUUACAGCAACUUUGAAGGUCACUGCCUAUGGCCAGGAUGUAUACACAAACAGCUUCAACCCCUGCGACGCUGCGAAUUAUGUGGAACAGCUGUGCCCCGUUCCCGCAGGAACCUUCUCUGCCAAGGGUGACCAGGCAAUUCCCUCCGAAUAUGCCAACAAGAUUCCAGCAAUUGCCUUUUCGGUUCCUGAUAUCGCAGCCAUGGCACAGAUGUCUUUGACAUCACUGGAUGACGGAACGGAGGUGGGUUGUGUGCAAUCCGAGGUUACCAAUGGCAAGACAGCAAGCGUGGCGGCCGUCUCCUACAUCAUGGCCGGAGUGGCAGGAGUGGCCCUUGUUGCCGGAGGUGUCUCAGCAGUCGGUGCCGCAAUGUCAGGAGCCGGAGCCGGCGCCGGUGGUGCUGCCGCCGCACCGAGUCCCAGCUUUGGUGAGGUCAUUGGUGUUUUUCAGGGAUUUGCGACCAACGCUAUGCUUUCGGUCAACUACCCGAAAGUCUACAAGUCUUUUGCCAAGAAUUUUGCUUUCUCCACCGGAGUUAUUCCCUGGGCUUCGAUGGAAAGGUCGAUCGACAGCUUCCGCAACGUGACUGGUGGCAACCUGACCGAAGCCAAUUUUGACUACCUGCAAAAUGCCACACUCGUAUACUCGGAUGGAAGCACGGGCACCGCAGACUCGACUCUCUUCAGGCGCGCCCUUGACGAAUUUGCGCUUUCUAUGCGUGCCCUCGAAACUUCUGUCAACGCGACCAGCACAAGCAACGAGACUUCCACCAGCACGGAGUCGAGUUUCCGUCAAGCCGUCUCUGGUAUUGCUGGCUACUACGAGGAACUCGCGGUUCCCAAGGCUAACACAUACAUGACCGUUCUUCUCAUUGUCGCUAUUUUGAUUGCCGUCAUUAUCGUUGGUAUCCUACUCGUCAAGGUCAUCCUCGAAGCUUGGGCUCUGUUCGGAAGCUUCCCCAAGAGUUGGACCGGAUUCCGAAAGCACUACUGGCAGUCCAUUGCGCGUACCGUGACGCACCUAAUACUCCUCUUGUACGGAAUUUGGGUGUUGAUUAGCUUGUACCAGUUCACCGAGGGCGAUUCAUGGGCGGCAAAGGUGUUGGCCGGUGUCACGCUUGCUAUAUUUACCGCCACUUUGAGUUUCUUUGCUUACAAAAUCUGGAGUACCGCCCGAAAGCUGAAGAAUGCCGAGGGUGACUUUUCCGGUCUUUACGAGAACAAGAGUCUUUGGAUGAAGUACAGUCUGUUCUAUGAUUCGUACAAGAAGGAUUAUUGGUGGAUAUUCAUCCCGGUCAUCGUUUACCUGUUCGCCAAAGGAGCCUCAACAACCCUCCUUGACGGCCGCGGCAUGGCGCAGACAGUCACGUCGCUCGUCAUUGAGGCACUCAUGCUUGGUCUCCUUCUGUGGAGUCGGCCAUUCGAGCGCAAAUCCGGCAAUGUCGUCAACAUCAUGAUUCAAGUCGUGCGGGUCCUUUCAGUAGCCUGUAUCUUGAUCUUUGUGGAGGAAUUCGCCAUUGCAGAGACAACACAGACGGUGGCCGGUGUGGCUCUCAUCGCCGUACAAGCCGCACUCGCCGGUAUCCUGGCCAUCCUGAUCAUUUACAAUGCCAUUGUUGUCUGUGUCAAGGCGAACCCGCACCGCAAGCGAAGAAAGGAAAUGGAAAAAAUGCAGCGUGACAUGGAUACACUCACACCUCUUGACGCGCGCAACUCGCUCCUUCUUGACCCCAUCAGAAAGGAUGAGCCUGGCGCGACAACGUUCUCUCUGGGCGAUCACGUUCACGAGAGCAAGCAACCUCUGACUAGAGGACAGUCUCCUGAGCGAUACAUGGGCGCAGAGCCGGCCAACCCCUACUCCCUCUCUUCGUACAACCGGCCACUGACGUCCGGUCAACCAUAUGCGGCCGACCAGAGCCACGAACAGCUUCUGGGCAGUGCAGCGCCAAUGGGACGAGAACCGACGGUACCCAAUGUCGGGGGCUAUGGUGGUUACCGGCGACCCGGCGGCUAUUAA